Cydia splendana is the source of this 3475-nucleotide messenger RNA. RefSeq lists its product as uncharacterized. Gene Ontology annotation, biological process: cellular response to tumor necrosis factor. The record is from RefSeq and is a predicted model, not a curated record. The coding region runs from base 305 to 2971 and encodes 888 amino acids. The transcript has 6 exons. Gene Ontology annotation, cellular component: cytosol. Gene Ontology annotation, molecular function: NF-kappaB binding. Lineage: Eukaryota; Metazoa; Arthropoda; Insecta; Lepidoptera; Tortricidae.
GAUAAAUUGGUGUUUAAAUGUGAAAUGGAUCUCCCAAGGUCGUUGAACAAACGUCAAACCUCCAAUAUGGGGACUUUCGUACUGGCGUCGAUUGCUUGGGGGAUACCCUGACUGUAAUUUAGUUUCUUCUACUGUGUAUUCGUGUGAUGUAAUUUGACGUACUUAUAAUAAAGUAAACACUGCGCAAUGAGGUUAAAAAUAUCAAUAAUAAUUUAAAUAAUUUAAUGUGUGUGAAUUAAUUCACGUGAUUUUGAAUUACAAAUGAAAUUUUGAUGCCGUGUUGAUUUAUAUACACAAGUUAAAGAUGUCACAAACGGGCCCUCAAAAGACUGUACUUAAACCUAUAAUAAUUGGUAACAGGAAAAUGUAUCUUCAUCCGCCAAAAGUUUUAACUAAAGUGCCGUAUAGAUCGAUUCAGCAAUACAAAGAUGAGAUCAUUUAUUCGUCGCCGAAUUGUGACUUUUUAAGAGGGGAGUCCCAGGAAGUAGUGAUAGUGAAUCGAAUGAACUUGUUCACUAAGACGUGUCGGACGGUCGCGAGGUGUACUAGCCGGGGAAUUUGCGUGGAAACUACGUCAGACAUCGUCGUCGCCGCUAUAGGUCAGAAGAAUUACGAAAGAGUCCUGUGCGCUUUAUCAUCCGUAUUCAAUGAAGAAACUAAAGUUAGAGGCAUUUUAGCUUUGUUGGGUGUCCAAAAAACCUUCAACACCAUCGGGACACAGAGUAGUAUGGAAAUAACUGAGGUUAAGAAAGAUCUUGCCAGUACGGGAAGCCAAACUGAUGAUUCUCGAUUAUAUUUUUCCUUAAAAGAAAAACAAAGGAGACGGAUACGGAGACCGUUGGCACCGUAUGUUGUUACGGAAAAAGUGAAGAAAUUUGUGGUGAAUCCCAGUGAUGUGAGGAAAAACGUAACCAAGAAAAAGGCGGAAGAGAAAAUCCAGCAAUUUAGAGAGAAGGCCCUUCCAGAGUUAAGAGAAGUGAUAGAUGAAGACAGUAAUAUUUCAGACGCCAGUAACUUAUCGGCGUCCAGUUGGCCUAGCGUUCCAGGGAUCCUUGAUAACACGGAUCAGUUUCUGAACCAGAUCGACAAAGUUACGGAUAAGACGUUAAAUUCUACGGAGAUCAAACUGCGAGACGGUAGUGUUAUAAUGAUUCCGGUUAAGCCUGAGGACGACUUCCAUAUAGCAACACCAGAGGUGCUCAAAAAUGUGACGCGCGAGGAAGGGCUGAAGCUUUUAUGGCAUCAGGCGUUCAUUGACUUCAAAUUGUGUCUCGAACAAGAUGAAGAUGGAUAUUACCCUCUCCACAUCGCAGUGCUACACAAUGACGUGGACCUUGUAAGGAGACAGUGCGCGUCGUUGCGAGCUCGACAUGAAUCCGUGGAUAUACCCGCAGGUGGCUUGACGGCCCUCCACAUGGCGGUACGCCAAAACGUGUCCGUCGCCUGCACCAACAUACUACUUCAAAAUGGCGCCGACCCGCUCCUCUGCGAUCAGGACCGGCGUUGCAGUAUACAUUUGGCUGCUGAAUUGGAUUCCCCACAACUGAGGACCUUACUGGCUUACUGCGAUACUCAUGCCAGGAGCGUGCUCAAAAACAACCUAGACUUCUGGCGGCCCGAACUCGAUUCCAAGUCGGACAACGAACUUACAAGAUUAAUGUAUAACUGCAUUAGCGAGAUGUUCGACGACCAAGGCUACAGUCCACUGAUGAUAGCAGCGGAGGCGGGUAUCCCCUCGAACGUGUCGCUGCUGUGCGCGCGCUGUGGGCCGCUGGUGGACGCGCCGGCGCCCGACUGCGGCGCCACCGCGCUGUACCGCGCCGUCGCUCGAGCCUGCCUGCACGCCAAAGAAACCGGAAACACGACGACAACUCCAGAAAAAUACCUCAAAUCCAUAGAGAUCCUAGUAGAGCACGGCGCUGAUCCGAGCAUAGAGAAUCAAUUCGCAUCAUCCGUAAACACAUUAUUAACUGAAUUCAACCUCUGCUCUCUAUCCAUGACCAUAGCCAACAAAAUGACCGCUUUAAAACAUGGUCGCUUCGCCCGGGACAGAUUAAACAUGAUCCUAUUUAAAAAUAGCGAUGGGAGCAUAGAUUACACAGAUAUCAAUGAUGUUACAGAUGUAACACCAAGGACUGUGGAAACGGGAUUACAUGCAGUUAUAACUGUUGAUGUUCCUGAGAAAAAAAGAAAGUCAAGUCCAAAUGUAAAUACUGACAUUAGUACAGCUUCAAAACCUAAGUUUGGACCUAAAAUUGAAGUCUUAAAACAAGUACUAACAGAUAACAAAAUAGAUUAUAAAGAAGUAAAUAUAAAUAAAUUGAACGAACUCAAACCAGAAACAGCUCAGGAUGUAAUAAUGCAACAAGUCAAACUUGGCAAUGUUAUUAUAAAACCUAAAACGGAUGUGAAUGAUAUUGAGAGCAAUAAACUUGAAUUAAAGAGACCGGCGCUUAAAAUACAUAAAGUGAAUUUGAAAGAAAUUAACGAUGGAAGUCAGAAUAGUAGUGUUACUUUCAAAAGAUUGAGCUCGGGACAAAUGAUAGCUAUAACUAAAACGAAACCUCCUGAAGGCGUUUUACCUCCAAACUCGGAUAGAAAAUUUAACUUUAUUAAAAUAAAACCUGCACCCAUAGUUAAUAACGAUAAAAUUAUACAGAAAAGUCCGAAGAAAUCAACAGAAGUUGAUGAAAUUAGAUCUGCGAAAGAAAGAAAAAUAGAUAACGUAGUCAUAGUCGAAAAUGUUCCGGUGAAUACCGGUUUUCAAAUACCUAAUGUGACGCCUGGUUCUAGCAAAACAGCUAGAGCUAGGGAUAUAGUCAUAUCGCCUAAAAUCUCGCCUAAAGAACUGAGUAAAAAUUUAGUACCUAAAGAACUGAGUAUGGAUGAUAUUUCUCCGAAAAUAAUCAUAGGUAAGCAGGACGUUGAAACUGUGAAACGUUUUAAAAAAAGAAAGUUAGUUUCAGAAUGAAUUUAACAUAUAUAGAUGGUCAAGCAAAUUUGCCAGUAGAAAAAGGCGCGAAAUUCAAAUUUUCUAUGAGACGAUAUCCCUUCUCGCCUACAUUUUUCAAAUUUUCCGCCUUUUUCUACUGACAAGAUUUGCUUGACCAUCUAUAUUAACUUGGUGGCUGAUUUAUAUUAUAUUAUGUUGAGAUAAAAUAUGUUUUUAUCGCAGAGUUCUCAAAUUGGGUAUUUGACUGUAUUUAAAAUAAAUUAUUUUAACCCAUGCAUGAAAUAAAGCACCAGAAGAUUAAUAGAGAAACGUAGACAGAAGUUAUUUUUAGACACAAUUUCUAUUUUAAAACUCGUAUAAAACUAUAAAGAGUAGGUAAUUUGAUCGUGACGUCACAUGCUAGUAUUUUCAUAUGAAUUCCAUAGUAGUAAAUAGUUUUGACAGUUCGUAAAAAGAAACUGAUUUGACUAGUAGUCAAAUACCCUAUAGACAGAGAUACAGAUGUAGUGUAUAAUUAUUUUC